ACGUAACAGAUCAGCUGAGCUCGAGCGUUGCCGCACUGAGCACGCGCCCGUCAGCGGCGUGCACGCGCCCGUCAGCGGCUCUUCACCAGAGCUGCUCCAGGGCUGCUCCGUCGAUCCCGUUGAAAAAUGGAACCCGUUCAUUGGAAAUACCUUUUUGGGUUUAUCUCCACCGCAGGAAUGUGACGCAUGAAGUCGUUUUUUUUUUAAUUAAUAUUUUUUUGCCUCUUUGAAUCGACGAUUCUAGUGGAGGCACACAUUUUCCACCUGGACCGGUGUGGGGAGGGGGCGUCCUGGGGGUUUGGAGGGGAUUCCUCAUCCUUUAUUUCUUCAUUCCCUGGGGUUGGACCAUAAUAUGUCCAGGCGAAAACAGACCAACCCCUUCAAAGUUGACUGGCCAUUCCACACUUCCGGCAUCACGGGAUUUCAGCACACUAUCAACAUGGACGGCAGGGACGAGUUCACCGAAGGCAAUGAGUGCUGCGGCAGCAACUCGCAGGAAGUGAUCGGACACGAGAGCGCCACAGAAGACAGCGAAAGCGACCCGGACUCCUCGUCCAACGCCUCGACCGACGACCACAUGAGUGCCAAGAGGGCGCCGUGCCGCCUGCAAGGAGCAGGAGUCAAAGAGGAGAAUGAGGAAGGCUCCGACCACAACGGCAACUUUGUAUGUCCUCUGUGCACGUUGGACUUUAGCAGCCCAGAGAAGCUCAUCUCCCAUGUCUACCAGCAGCACACAAGCCUGAUGAGCAACAGCAAGAGCUACGUGUGUCCCGUCUGUGGGAGAGCACUGAGUUCACCUGGCUCGCUCGGACGGCAUCUUCUCAUUCACUCGGAAGACCGUCUCUCCAACUGCGCCGUGUGUGGCGCGCACUUCACAGACACCGACAACUUCAACAGGGAGAAGCUCAAGGAUGUUCUGGACACGACCAGGCUGGAUGCCUCCGGCGGAAGUGAUACUUGUCCCCUUACCCACUCGCUUUCCAGUACUCCCAUGUCCAGUGCGGGACCUGGCUCUCAUUCCUGUCAUGGACCUGGACCCAGCCCCAGUUCCUGUCAAGGUCCCCAUUCAUGUCAAGUCCAUGAACCCAGCAGCAGCCUCUGUCAAGGCCAUCGAACGUGUCACAUGUCCGGCUCAUGUCAAGGCCCCUCAAGCCAAGGGCCCUCGUUUCCCUCCUUGCCCGACAGUCUGCUGUCCGAAGGACCGUCGCUGGCGUCCAUCCCAGAUGCCCUCACCUCCUCCUCCUCAGGUCUUCCUCCCAUUCCGGACAUCCUGAAUCCGAUGCCUGUGUAUCCGGCCGGCGUGCUCCUGGUGUGCAACAGUUGCGUGGCCUACCAGCAGCUAGUGGAGUCCCAGUCCCCCAUGCGCAAAUGGGCCCUGCGCCGCAAGAACGAGCCCCUGGAGUCCCGCCUGCACCGGCUGGAGCGUGAGCGCACGGCCAAAAAGAACAAGCGCGCUUGCGAGACAGACGAGGAACGCGAGAUGCGGCGUCUGCGCGACCGCGAGGCCAAGCGCAUGCAGAGGAUGCAGGAGUCGGAGGAUCAGCGGGCACGGCGCCUGCAGCGGGACCGUGACGCCAUGCGCCUUAAGAGGGCCAACGAGACGCCCGAGAAGCGGCAGGCCCGGCUCAUCCGCGAGCGCGAGGCCAAGAGGAUCAAGCGGCGGCUGGAGAAGAUCGACCCCACGCUCAGGACGCAGAUCGAGCACGACCCAGCCGCCAUGGCUGCGCUCACGGCCGACAUGAACCUCUUUCAAUUCCCCUGCCCCGUGCCCGUCCCUUCCAUGGGCAAUGGACUCUUCAUGAAGCUGCCCUAAGAGGACCGCAACUCUGACAAACAUUCUAAAUAAGGGGUGUCCAAACUUUUUAUCCAAGUGCCGCAUACAGAAAAGUGGCCACGUUGACAUUCUUCACCAUCAAAGUCCCUUUAAAGUGAAACUUGAAUGUCUGAAUUGAAGAGGACUGUUGUUAGCAAUUCUUCCAAAGUUUAAUGAUUCAAUAAAAUCUCCAAGUUUUUAAAAUUGGCAUUUAAAAUUGUUAUAAAUCAAGCCAAUGUACACAUUCCUACAAAUAAGUGUUUCUAAAAAAAAAAAGGAACAAAGAAUUUAACUAAAAUUUAUAUUCAUAAAA
Messenger RNA from Syngnathus typhle (broad-nosed pipefish), 2126 nucleotides. RefSeq names its product zinc finger protein 821 (gene znf821). The record is from RefSeq and is a predicted model, not a curated record. NCBI's taxonomy places the organism in Eukaryota, Metazoa, Chordata, Actinopteri, Syngnathiformes, Syngnathidae. Gene Ontology annotation, molecular function: DNA-binding transcription activator activity, RNA polymerase II-specific; RNA polymerase II cis-regulatory region sequence-specific DNA binding. Gene Ontology annotation, biological process: regulation of transcription by RNA polymerase II. The coding region runs from base 353 to 1813 and encodes 486 amino acids. The transcript is spliced from 6 exons. Gene Ontology annotation, cellular component: nucleus.